Ordospora colligata OC4 is the source of this 1344-nucleotide messenger RNA. Its product is annotated as pre-ribosome nuclear export protein. Gene Ontology annotation, molecular function: chromatin binding. Gene Ontology annotation, cellular component: nucleolus. Lineage: Eukaryota; Fungi; Microsporidia; Ordosporidae. The transcript has a single exon. Gene Ontology annotation, biological process: DNA replication initiation. Bases 1 to 1344 code for a protein of 447 amino acids. The record is from RefSeq and is a predicted model, not a curated record.
AUGAACCAGAAAGUCUUGCAUAUUGCAUCUUUGUGCAUGGAAAUCAUAAAGGAUCCAGACAACUGCCUGAGGAAGAUAGGCGAGGUUCUUGUAGAAGCAAAUAAAGACACAUCUGAUGAGACAAGGGGACUUGUGUAUUUAUCUGUGUUGAAAGUAUUCAAGGCCAUUAUUCCAUUGUACAAGGUACGAACUCUAAAGGAUGUUGUCAAGGAUAAAAGAGAAAGCAUGCACCUGAAAGAGCAUGAUAAAGCGCUUCUUAAAUGGUACACAGAUUAUGUCAAGAUACUGAUGGGAGAUAAGUCUGAUGCGAGCUACGUUUCCCUGUGUGAGCUUUUGAAGCAUUUUGAUCACUUCAACUGCACAGAUAAGAUUGUAUCGAGGAUUCUUGAGGGAUCUAUGGGAACUGGGCCAGUGCCUGAGAUGUGCUGUGAAACAAUCAGAUUGAAGCUACAAGAUGAUUGGACCGGAGAGCUGAUAAUUGUGAUAAUCAACCAAAUGCUCGAUUAUGACUACAAUCCUGUUGUUCUGGAGUAUCUUUUAAACGUCCCACUUGUGGAGAAAUCACUGAAGUCUGACAAGCAAAGAGCCUCUGACUAUUGGAGAGAGAACAGACCUGCAUCUAAAAGAAGCGAGAAAGAAACUAUCUUUGUUAGGAAGCGGGUGUUUGACAAAAAGCUAAGGAAAGUAGAAAAGGAAAGAUUAAUCGCACAGUCAGAAGCAAGAGAUGAAGAGGACAUUGAAGGCAGAAUUGAGGAGAUAAACAAUUGCAAAAAGAUACAUGAUGCAAUUCUCAGGGUUUAUUUUACUGUUCUUAAAAGCAACAGGUACGAUUGCUACAAAAGCAUAUUUUUAGGGCUUACAAAAUACAAGAACAUUAUUCGUCCGGAGUUUAUGGAAGGACUUUAUUUUCUGCUGUGUAACAAUCUGGACAAGCUGUGUUCAGAUUCAACGAUUCAGGCAGUGAAGUGCGUGAUGAUUCUUUAUGGCUCUGAAGGAUAUGACUUUGAAAAACUUGUUAAUGCAAUGUAUAGGGUGAUAUACCCGAUGAAUAUGGAAGCAAUCUGCAUUCCUGAGGUUGUGAAGGCAGUCAGGCUUUUAUUUGUGCACAAAAAACAACCUUCUCACAGAGCACGAGUUUUUGCACGAAGGCUUAUGCUGUACGGAUGUGCUAGAUUCGCACCUGAACUAGGAAAACUGGCUAAGGAAAUUUCCAUAGUCUAUGACUUUGAGUUUUCAGAAGCGAGCAGCUCAUUAGUUAGAGAUGUUGAUCCUGAGUGCACAAAGGUCGACUAUGUUCCUGAAGCUCCGUUCUUUGAGCACUUCCUUUUAAAGCAGAUAAUAUGA